AUGUCACAUCAGAUCCAGAUAUGGUGUAACCUUGUCAAACUACCUUUGUUGUGGGAAAUCAGUUUCUUUUUUCAGGGUUCACACACAGUCCAACACCCUGAUUCCCCAGGUCACCAAACAACAGCCGAGGGAGCACUAUAUGGCAAGUCACCAUUCGUUCAUCUACAUGUGAUCUUACUCUCAUCAGAUGUCCAAUAUCCUGGACCUGAUUUCAUCAUAAUUGAUAUCAUCAACAAAGUGAAGCUCCUCAUUGUUGAGAAAGGCCAUUAUCAGGAUCUGCUCUCAGCACUUGAGGAAGCAGUUUCUGGUGCUAACAUACACCUAAUUUCAAGCUGUGGAGUCACAAGGACGCAUGAUGGGUCAUUGGUCAAUCUCUGCAUGCCCUUGGUGUACAAUAAGCAAAAGGACACUGCAAAAGAGAAGGGCAUUGUACAUUUUUUCAACAAAGGCAGUACUUGGAUUGACAAAAUCAUUGCCAACCACCAUGGCAGCAACACUUUCAUUCAUCCCCAAACUGGUGUGAACAUGGCUGCUCCCAUCAGGCCAGGUUGUUGCAAGCCUGACACUGUAUUGAUGGAUACCACAAAGCCUAUCAACUCCAUUGAAUGGGCAGAUGUUAUUUCUGUGCUAGAGAUCAAGUAUUAUAACACCAAGGUUCUCAUGGAGCAAGCAAUGGAAUAUAUAUCAAUUGGUGGUACUUUCAAAUUCCUUAAUUGCAUGGCAUGGUUCAAGCAUGCUGACUUGGAGUUCCUGGGUUAUGACAAGUCUAUUGUAAGACACAGCAGUGGCUUCAAGAUGGCCUUGAAGGGAGAAUCUGAGUCAGCACAUGAGACUAUUGCUGAUGUUGUAUCAGUGAUUUACAAUAGCAAUUCUGCCAUUGGCCGAUCUACCAGGGUCCUGGGCCUUACCUACCAACCCUCCUCCACUACUGAGACAGACCACUUGAUUGUGAAGGAUUUGCUGGAGGAUAGUGGAUGUAUCAAUGAGACUUGCAAGCUUUUAGGCAGCAAGUUACCUGAACAUAUUUCUAAAAUGCCUGAAGAGGCCAAACUUACAGAAGAACUGUUCCAGUCCUGGGGCAUCUGGCCAGAAUGGGAUGAUUUGAAUCCUGAAGGGAUGUGCUCCUGGCAUCUACCCAUAUGGGAUGACUGGUUCUCUGUGGAAGCUCUUGAGAUGACAGAUGGAAAUAAUGGCCACCAAGCUUUAGACAGUGUGCCUGUCAUUCUGCAGGAUAUGACUAUAGACAGCAACCUAUGA
Suillus subaureus is the source of this 1257-nucleotide messenger RNA. RefSeq lists its product as uncharacterized. Lineage: Eukaryota; Fungi; Basidiomycota; Agaricomycetes; Boletales; Suillaceae. The transcript has 11 exons. The record is from RefSeq and is a predicted model, not a curated record. Bases 1 to 1257 code for a protein of 418 amino acids.